UGCUAACACUGCAGCCUAUUUCUGCUAAAUGCAGAGGGGUGGGAAACAGGCUGUGGCAUCUCGAUGGUGGCCAGGCGCUGGCUGUUAUCUCCGGUUGCAGUGAGGGUGUCGAGUGGUCUAUCUGGUGCGGGGCUGGGAGGGUGUGGGCAGCCAGGAGCUGCCGGACGGCGAUAGAGGGCAGCUCAGAGGAGGAGCUGAGCGUGGCCCCGGCUGUGGGGUGUGCACCACGGCUCCCUCGAGCUGAUAGUUGGUUGUCCGCAACGCUCCUGCCCCAGGAUGCUGCACAUGCCAGACCGCGGCAAAGCGAGACGGAGUCCUGCCCUGGGAGAGAUGGGUGCUGCCCUGCUGGCUGCAGCCACGCUCUGCUGGGGGAGGGCGGCACGGUCUGAUGGUAAAACGUGCGCCGUGCCGUAGGGAGACUCCUCACACAGCUGGAAAAACCCAGCCCCUAGUCCCGUUGUUCUUCCCCUCCACGUCCAACCCUUGCACUGUGACCCCCCAGGCCAACCAUCCCCUUCAGUGUCCCCUGCAGACCCCUGAACCGAAGCGGGUGAAAACCCCACCAAGGCUGAGUGGGGCCAAUAAGAUGUAAAAUGUCACAGUAGAAAUAGUAUCGACAACACUUCAGGAGCAACAGUCUGGGCGCAGUUCAGCUUUCUCACAGACAACGACCAGUGCCAGGGGAUGGGUUACGCCGUUUGCUGGAGGAACCCAGGCUCACCUACACCAUAAGAAAGUAGACACGGGUUUUGUCACAGUGAGCCCUUUUCUGCCCUGUUUGGCCACAUGCGAAAUCUGUGUCUGCAUUUGACUGUAACUAGAGGCUGAAUUAGGUGCAGAGCAGUAUUCAUUUAACCUGCAGUUACAUUUUCCUUUUGUUUAUUGUCAUGAUACAGCAGUAUUUUGAAAUGUCUUUGUGUUGAAAGCAGAGUGCUUGUGGCAAUGAUCCAGAGCUAAAUUAAAUAAUUCUUGCAGUAAUAACAUAAAGCUCUCUGCCUACAUGCUGUAACACUAAUCUGCUCUGAGUUUUCUCUGUGCUGCUCCAGUAUCUCUUCAAUUUGUGGUCUGUUCACCCUCUUGGUACCCUCCUAAGGAAAGAAAUUGUACCUGCAGAAAUUCUCCUUGGCUUUCAUAUGAAAAUCCACUGAUCAAACAGAAGUCCGGAUAAGUGCUAAACUGUGUAAAUUGUGGUGAUUCAGCCCAGCCUGUUUCUGCUCUGCAUUUUCCUGAAUUGGUCACUGACCUUGUCCCGAAGGGAUCUACAGCAGGAGCUCGGCCGAUGUCCUUAGGGUCUGCAACCGUCUCGUGAGAAACUAAAGCAAGCGCUGGCCACCUGCAUGAUACGUUUAUCUCUUCUGAGCAGCCUCCUUUCCACAUUGUGUUAUCAGACCACUUUAAUGAGUGAACUUUCUGCUGAAAGAGGCCCUUGGGCCUUGCCUAGGAGUCAGAAAUUUAGAAAUAAAAGGAUAAUAAUUCCUCCUAGGGCCAUGCAGCAAGGAGCUGAAAUAUGUCUAUAUUGAAGAACCACCCCAAAUGGAUCAUAAUGACAUUUUUGUGAGACAGGUUCAUGAUAUUGCUGAGUGUGGCUCCAUUGAAAUCAAUGGACCAGUACUGGUUUCUGACUGGAAUGGGCCAGGGGUCUGGAUGAAACCUCCUAAAUUGCCUACGGGCAAAUUCGAAUGUCAAGGUCUUGUACGGAUCCUCAUGCAUCUGGGUGUUACAUUUCUGCAUGUGGGAGCAGAAUUUCACCUGAAGUUAAUACGCACUUUGGUUCAGUAAAACAUCCAUGUAGUUCAAUGGGAAAAUGAACUUCAGAAUCAAAAUAAAUGCCUUUGGUCAGACCCUGAACUGGUGGAAGUGGAUGUUGCUGGUCUGACUGUACCAGCACCCCACAAAGCUCUUCCCCAAAAUCCUGGUGCUCAAGGAAGCUCUGCCUGAGCAUUCCAGGGGUGGAAAAGGUGUAGCUUUCUGCUUCGUUAAUGCAAAACAAAGUCAGACGUUCUUGGAUCUGUAGCAUCCAGUUCAGGUGUUGAUGGACUGGAUUGAUGGGCUGAUGUUUUCCACACUUAUGUGUAGAUAGAAGAACAGGGGUUUGUGCGUGGGUCUGUGCACCCGAAAUGCAGAGCUCCUGCCCAAGGCAAUAGCACUCAGCAUCCUUAGGAAUCUUCUCCUGUGCAGAGGGGCCUGUGAAGUACUAAAAGUCAUGAAUCAGGUCACCUGCCACCUGAGACAGAUCUCCUUGGAGUUUAGGGAACCCGUGCAUCUUACAGGGGGUCAAAGCCUUGGGGGCUGCAUGCAUGAGACCAUGGUAAAACACCUUGCAUGAGGGUCAGUGGCUUUUGCAGGCAUGAAGGCACUGAGUGAUGUGUGCCUGUGUGUAGGGUGAGCACACGCACAAGGAGGGAAGUAGAGGGAGAUAACGGGAUAUUGUGUCCUGACUGUGCCUGUUAAGCUUGCUACAGGACUUUUUCCCUGAAGACCACACCUCAGUGCAGACUGACCACCCAGCUGACAGGCCGAGUCCCCACUGCUUAGACCCCCACCCCAGCCCUGGCCAAUGACCCCUCAGCGUGGGAUGGGGAGGAGCGGCCAGCAGCAGAUAAAAGCCUCCAGGGGUCUGCGGUGCAGCUACAGGGUCUGUGUCCUCUUGCAGCUCUGAGCAAAACCGCCUCGCCACCAUGGUGCACUGGACAGCUGAGGAGAAGCAGCUCAUUGCCAGCAUCUGGAGCAAGGUCAACGUGGACGAAUGUGGUGCCGAGGCCCUGGCCAGGCUGCUCAUCGUCUACCCCUGGACCCAGAGGUUCUUUGAUUCCUUUGGGAACCUCUCCAGCCCCACUGCCAUCGUUGGCAACCCCAAGGUCCGUGCCCAUGGCAAGAAAGUGCUCACCUCCUUUGGGGAAGCCGUGAAGAACCUGGAAAAUCUUAAGGCAACCUACUCCAAGCUGUCCGAGCUGCACUGCGAGAAGCUGCAUGUGGACCCCGAGAACUUCAGGCUCCUGGGAGACAUCCUCAUCAUCGUGCUGGCUGCACACUUCACCAAGGACUUCACCCCUGCCUGCCAGGCCACUUGGCAGAAGCUAGUUGGUGUGGUGGCCCAUGCUCUGGCCUACAAAUACCAUUAGACCUUCUGAUAGGAGAUGUGGCUCUAACAGACAAUAAAAAUUAUUUUCUGAA
This is a messenger RNA of Rhea pennata, 3174 nucleotides long. RefSeq names its product hemoglobin subunit rho. Gene Ontology annotation, biological process: hydrogen peroxide catabolic process; oxygen transport. The coding region runs from base 2679 to 3122 and encodes 147 amino acids. The transcript has 5 exons. Gene Ontology annotation, cellular component: hemoglobin complex; haptoglobin-hemoglobin complex; blood microparticle. NCBI's taxonomy places the organism in Eukaryota, Metazoa, Chordata, Aves, Rheiformes, Rheidae. The record is from RefSeq and is a predicted model, not a curated record. Gene Ontology annotation, molecular function: haptoglobin binding; organic acid binding; oxygen binding.